Molecule: messenger RNA, 1173 nt
Organism: Mesorhabditis belari
Lineage: Eukaryota; Metazoa; Nematoda; Chromadorea; Rhabditida; Rhabditidae
Source: the annotation of a GenBank genome assembly
AUGGUUAGAAAUCUCUUCCGACGUUUUUCGGAAAAACCACAGCCGAGACCUGUGAAGCAAACCGCCUACAUUCAAGGUGCUUCAACUUCUUCAGGUCAAACCCUCAACACAUCGCAAACAAAUGGACAAAAAGAGGGAUCUCGCACACCAGUGACACCAAAAGCUUUCAUUCGAAAAGAUGACGAAAACGAAAGCGAAGACAAAUUCGCGCCACGAAAGGUUGACGCUUCAGCAAAUUCAUUGCGAGUGCUUUCUGAUUUCGUUAAUCGAACCGCAGAGAAAGGAGUUGAUGGACUGAAGAAAGAAUAUUCGAAACUCGACAAGUAUUUCGAUACGACUGCCACUUUUGACGCUUUCCGCAUGAAUAUGCCCAAGAAUCGAUACUCAGAUGUUCUUUGUCCGGACGAGACUCGAGUGAAAUUGUGGUAUGGAGCACCGGAGUUCACCGAGUAUAUUCAUGGGAAUCGAAUCAAUGAUGCUGUUCUGCCAACAAAUUAUUUCAUCUGCACACAGGGUCCAACCAAUGACACUGUUCACGAUUUUUGGCGAAUGAUCUUCCAGGAGAGAAUUCGAAACAUUAUCAUGUUGUGCAAUCCGGUUGAAGACGGGAAAAUCAAAUGUGCUACAUAUUGGCCGGAUCAGGAAACUGGAAUCUCGGAGUUGCCGACGUUAAUUGUAAAGAAUCAGGGCACAGAUGAGGAUGAGUUCACGAUUACUCGGCUAUCCGUUGAACCAAAUCCAAAUUAUGUCGGCAAUCAACAGCUGAACGAAGCACAGAGUGCUCCACUCGAAGUGACGCUUCUACGCUGGAUUGGAUGGCCAGAUCGAGGGAUCCCGUCAAAGCAAUGUCAAACCAUUCUGCCACUCAUACUUUUGGAUAAAGUGAGAGGCUUGCCGACAGUUAUCCAUUGCUCGGCGGGUAUCGGAAGAACGGGAUGUUUGAUGGCGCUAGAAGUGGCUCAUGAGAGAAUUUCGAGAGGGAAAAAAGUCGAUUUCGAUCAGAUCGUACGUGACAUUCGAUGCUAUCGAGCGCAAAUCAUUCAGACCGAGAUCCAAUAUCUUUACAUAAAUCGUGUGAUUAUUGAAUAUGCAUAUAUGCAUGCCAAUCUUGACGAUUCGGCUUACGAAGCUGGAAAAAAGUUCAUCGAUGAAUAUGAGCGUAAAUUGCGAAAA